Molecule: messenger RNA, 3434 nt
Organism: Micromonas pusilla CCMP1545
Lineage: Eukaryota; Viridiplantae; Chlorophyta; Mamiellophyceae; Mamiellales; Mamiellaceae
Exons: 3
Coding region: 1-3396 (1131 amino acids)
Biological process (GO): ribosome biogenesis; maturation of SSU-rRNA from tricistronic rRNA transcript (SSU-rRNA, 5.8S rRNA, LSU-rRNA); endonucleolytic cleavage of tricistronic rRNA transcript (SSU-rRNA, 5.8S rRNA, LSU-rRNA)
Cellular component (GO): 90S preribosome; nucleus
Molecular function (GO): ATP binding; GTP binding; ATP hydrolysis activity
Source: RefSeq, a predicted model, not a curated record
AUGGACGCGGUCGCCCCCAGCAAAGAGCACCGCGCGCCCCGCGCGGGGGCGAAGGCGAAGAAGAAGAAGGCCGCGGCGACGAAGAAGAAGGGCACCGAGCAAGCGAAGGGCAACAACCCGAGGGCGUUCAUCUUCAAGAGCUCGUCGAAAGCGCGUAAAGCGCGCACGGUCGCCGCGGAGAAGCAGCAGCGGAAACUCCGCGCGCCGAUCAUGGACAGGACCGGGGACGAGCCGCCGCCGUUCGUCGUCCUCGUGCAAGGCCCGCCGGGAUGCGGGAAGAGCACGGUGAUCAAAUCGCUCGUGAAGCACUACACCCGGCACGCGCUGAGCGAGGUGAAAGGCCCGAUCACGGUCGUCAGCGGGAAGAAGCGACGGAUACAGUUCAUCGAGGUGAGGAACGAUCUGAACGAUAUGGUGGACGCCGCGAAGAUGGCGGACCUCGUGUUGCUCUUGGUCGACGGCUCGUACGGGUUCGAGAUGGAGACGUUCGAGUUCUUAAACGUGUUGCAGGUCCACGGGUUCCCGAAAGUGAUGGGCGUGCUGACGCACUUGGACGACUUCGUGGACCCGAAGAAGCUGAAGAAACAGAAGAAGACGCUCAAGUCGCGGUUCUGGGCGGAGAUUUACAACGGCGCGAAGCUGUUCUACCUGUCCGGGAUGCAGCACGGGAGAUAUAACAAACGCGACACGCUGAACCUCGCGCGGUUCAUCUCCACGUCGAAGUUUCGACCGCUGACGUGGCGGACGUCGCACCCGUACGUCGUCGGCGACCGGUUCGAGGACAUCACCCCGCCGGGCUUAGUCCAGGCGAACCCGGGGAUGGACCGCGACGUCGCCGUGUACGGGUGGCUGCACGGGUGCAACCUGAAGAGAGGGCAGCUCGUGCACGUCGCGGGCGUCGGCGACUGCGAAGUGAGCGAACUCGCGGAGCUGCCAGACCCGUGCCCGCUGCCGUCCACGGAAAAGAAGCAGAGGAAGUUGGACGAACGAUCGAAGCUGCUGUACGCGCCGAUGUCCGACGUCGGCGGGUUGUUGUACGACAAGGACGCGGUGUACAUCUCCAUGGACGACAGGAACGUGAACUUCUCGAAGCGGGACGGAGGCGGCGCGGGCGCGGGAGCGGGCGCGAGCGGCGGCGGCGGCGGCGGCGGCGGCGGGAUAGUCGGCGAAGACGGCGAGGGCGUCGGCGUGGGGAUGGUCCACGGGUUACAAGACACGCAGCUCGCGCUGGACGAGAAGCUCGCCGCGAGCGAGAUCACGCUGUUCAGAGGGCAGAAGACGCUCAAAGGGGACGACGACUACGACGACGACUACGAAGACGACGGAGGCGAAGCGUACGACGACGACGACGACGAGGCUGACGACGACGACGACGACGAUGAAGACGAAGACGUGGGCGUCGGACGCCGCCGUCGCGCGGAAGCCGCGAGCGGCCGCACCCGCCGCGCGGCGGUGUUCACCGACCACGGCGUGCGAGAGGCCGGCGACGACGACGACGACGGCGACGGCGACGAUCGCCCGUAUGAAGACGCGGACAGCGACGACGACCUCGGUUUAGACGGCGCGCGCGACGACGAGGAUGAGUACGGGUUGGGGCGAAACGCCGCGGACUGGAAAGGGCGAAUGGUCAACGGCGUCGCGAAGGGGAGGCAUAAGUCUUUGAUGGAGAUGGUGUACGACGAGGACGACGCGGACGACGCGGACGAGGCCGACGCGGCGGAGGAGGAGGACGACGACGAUGAAAACUUUUUCAAAAAAGCGCGCGAGGACGACGGCAAGAAAAAGCAAGACGCGUUCGACCGCUCGAAGUUCUUAGGCGAGGUUCGGGACGAACUCGACCUCGAAGACCCGUCGCUGCGGAACCGUUUCGUGACCGGCGACUGGAACGCCGCCGCGGAGAGGUCCGCGGCGGAGCCCGGGGAGGAGGGCGACGACGACGACGGCGGCGGCGGCGACGACGAAGACGUCUACGGCGACUUCGAGGACGUCGAGACCGGAGAGAAGUUCGGUCCCGGCGAGGGCGGCGGCGGCGGGGACGACGAAGACGAAGACGAAGACGAGGAUGGCGAGGAGGAUGGCGAGGAGGAUGGCGAGGAGGACGAGGAAGCAGAACGCCGCAGGCUGGAGAAGAUCGCGAAAAAAGAAGAGUUUUUAGAGCUCGACGCGAUGCCGGAGUCGACGAGGACGGCGCUCGAGGGCCACCGCCCGGGGGCGUACCUCCGACUGAUCCUCAAGAGGGUCCCGCGUCACUGGGUGAUCAACUUCGACCCCGGGCGGCCGCUCCUCGUCGGCGGGCUCCUCCCUUCCGAGGACACGAUGGGGUACCAGCAGCUUCGUCUGAAGAAACACCGGUGGCACCGGAAGAUCCUGAAGAACAAAGAUCCGCUCGUGUUCUCCAUCGGAUGGCGGCGGUUCCAGUGUUGCCCCGUGUACUCGAUGCAAGACGCGAACUCGCGUCAUCGGAUGAUCAAGUACACGCCCGAGCACAUGCACUGCCACGCGACGAUCUACGCGCCGAUGAUCCCGCAGAACACCGGGGUCGUGUGCUUCCAGUCGCUGUCGAACAAGCUCGCGACGUUUCGCAUCGCCGCGACCGCGGUCGUGCUCGAGGUGGACCACUCGAUCAAGAUCAUGAAGAAGCUCAAGCUCGUGGGGCACCCGUCGAAGGUGUUCAAGAACACCGCGUUCAUCAGCGGCAUGUUCAACUCCCCGCUCGAGAUCGCCAAGUUCGAGGGCGCGGCGCUGAGGACCGUCUCCGGGAUUCGAGGCGUCGUGAAGAAAGCCAAGGAGAAGGGCGCGCCGAAGGGCGCCGACGAGGGAACGUUUCGCGCGUCGUUCGAGGACAAACUGCUGCUGUCCGACAUCGUGUUCCUCCGCGCGUGGGUCCGCGUCGACGUCUCGAAGUACUACAACCCGGUCACGUCGCUGUUGCUCAAGAACGGCGAGAACUGGAUCGGGAUGAAGACCGUCGGGCAGCUGCGGUACGAGCAGAACAUUCCGAUUCCGGUCAACGCGGAUUCCAUCUACAAGCCGAUCGAACGCCCGACGCGCGUCUUCAAUCGUCUGCAGAUUCCGAAAGCGCUCCAAGCGCAGCUGCCGUUCAAGUCCAAGCCGAAGAUCGAAGCGCCGCGGAAGCGCGAGACGCUGGAGCAGCGCCGCGCGGUCGUCAUGGAACCGGAGGAGAAGAAGCUCGCGACGUUGGUGCAGCAGCUGAACACGAUUCGAAACGACAAGGCGGGGAAGCAACGCGACAAGGCGGCGGCGAAGAGGAAAGCGCGCGCGAAGGAUCAGGCGAAGGAGCAGGCGUGGCGGGACGCGCACCAGAAGGACACGCGGAAGAAGCGGUACCGGGAGCAAGGGCAAGCGGAGAAGAGGAAGAUGAUGAAGUCGCAGUAGAAGAAGCCACGUUGUUAGGCGCGAACGAACCGAACGAA